AUGUCGGAACCCGACCGCUCCAGCGCGGCCGACCGGCGUGGCCAGUCAUCUGCCAAGUCUCGUCAGUUCGAAGUGGCCGCCGACGAGUACCAGGCGCCCUUCCAGCUUCCUGCCAAGAAGAUAGCAGCGCAGCCGACCGACAAUGCUGAUGCUCAGCACACCGCCGCCGAAGCUUUCGCCUCCUCUCCGUACUUCGAUGAGCAGGAGGCGCGCGAGGCUUUCGAAUGGGCUCAGGCCCAGCGCGAGGCUGGCAUUGAUGGAGACGCUGGCGCAGAUGCUGGCACUGCAGCCUCGGGCGGCGUCGAGAUCGGCCGUAGACGCCGUCGCGAUAGUCAGGUAGGCAGCUACGACGAGGGCGGCAGCAUCUUUGACGGCCCUGGCGCCGGCGCCGUGCCCAGCUCCGUGAGCAGCAUGCGCCACGAAAUGGCCAGGCCCGAGCUCGGCCGUCGUACCUCGCGCAGCUCCCGCCGUCGUAUCUCCAUGGAAGGUCGAUCGCCGCGUCGCACCCGCAAGCUCUCCUCCGCCUCUGCCCAGAGCGAUGCCGUGACCACCUCGAGCGAGCGCAGCGUCUCUCCCGACUCGGUCGCGGGUCGACGCAAGCCCGCCAGCCAGCGCAGCGGUAGCGCCUACCGCUUCGGCCGUAGAAAGCGUCUUUCCGUAGAUGCCGACCUCUCCUCUUCGAGCCAGCCAAAGGGCAUGCUCGGCUCCAUCCUCGCCUCCAUCCGCGGCGACCGCGCCGAUGACGACAACGAAGACGCCCGAAGCCGUCGCUCCUUCUCCCGCCCACUCCUCUCGCGCAGACGUUCAUCAGGUUCGGUCGUCUCGAGCCGAGGUGGCAGAUCGGACGCUGGCCACGAUGACGAUGACGAGGACGACGAUGAUCGCGACGAUAGAGGCUGGAGCGACGACGACUAUGGAUUCGACGAUGAGGAGGAAGACGACGAGUCCUUCAACACCUCGGAUGAGGACGAGACUCCCGAUCGCAGCGGUCUGCUCCCUUCUGCUUUCGGCACGCUCAGCGGUGCCGUCGACCCGGUCUUUGGCGACACGCGCUUCUCCACCGACCACCCGCCCGAAGACGAGUUGGAUGCCGAACUCGCCGGGCGCGACCUUGAGACCGGCGACGCCUCCGGCUUUGGUCGAUCCGAUGCCGAUGUCAGGCCCAGUGCCCGCGACCAAGGUCGCAGCGUCAGCGCAGCCGAGGCCAAGAGGGAGAUCAGCUUCUUAGACAAGUCGUCCAGGAGCCGCCAGCAGGUCUACCUCGCGGAAGAAGAUACCACCAUCCGCUUCACUGGAUACCGCACCGUGGUGGUCAACCAGAUCAUGUACUCGGUCGUUUGCUUCCUCACCAUCGGUAUCGUCUAUCUCAUCGGUCGCUGGCUGCCCCGCUUCCGCCUUAAGUACGUCUGCAAGGAGACCGACUUUGAAAGCGCCGAAUUCAUCAUGAUCGAGAAUCAGUGGGGCGACCUGCACAAGGAACGACUCUCCACCAUCCCCUUUGCGCGCCCGCUUGCCACUGUCUUCCCACACUCGUCGCGCGAGCCUCCCGCCACCCAGGCCGAGUCCCAGUCGGCACCCACCAUCAACCUCCCUCCCGAGCUCGUCAGCAAGAGCAACGCACCCUCCAAGAACGCGUCGGCAAAGAGCAGCAUCGUCAACGGCGGCACUGCCACGCCCAACCUGAAUGGCAACGGCACAUCCGCACAGGAAACAGGAGGUCUGCCCAUGUUGUCCGGCGUGCAGACCGAACAGCUCAUGGAACUCACCUUCUUCGACUACCGUUACACACGCUUUGCACUGCAUCCGCCGACCGGGCGACUGCGCAUGGUCAAGGACUGGCGCGACCCGCUCUGGACCUCGCUCGGCGCCAUCAACAAUGGCAUCAGCCACGACGCUGAGAAGGACCGCACCACCAUCUUUGGUCAGAACGUCAUCGAGAUCAAGGCCAAGUCCACAUGGCAGCUGCUGGUCGACGAGGUGCUGCAUCCGUUCUACAUGUUCCAGAUCGUGUCGAUCAUCCUGUGGUCGUUUGACAACUAUUACUACUACGCCUUCUGCAUCGCCGUCAUCUCGCUCGCCUCCAUCUUCACCACGCUCCUCGAGACGCGCCAGACGGUCAACCGGAUGCGCGAGAUGAGCCGCUUCACCUGCGACGUGCGCGUGCUCCGCGAGGACAGCUGGCAGGUGCUCGACUCGAGCGCGCUUGUCCCCGGUGACGUGUACGACGUGGCCGAGUCCGGGCUGCUCCUCUUCCCAGCGGACAGCGUGCUGCUCAGCGGCGAUGCGAUUGUCAACGAAAGCAUGCUCACCGGCGAGAGUGUGCCCGUCAGCAAGGUCCCGCUCACCACGCAGAGCAUGGUCGGUCUCCACGCUGCAGGCACCGAAGUGACGCCCGACCUCGCCAAGCACUUCUUGUUCUCGGGCACGCGCAUCAUCCGCAUCCGUGGCAGCGUCGCGACGGACAAGGGCGACGCGGGCGCCAAGGCUAUGGUGGUGCGCACGGGCUUCAACACCACCAAGGGUGCACUCGUGCGCAGCAUGCUCUUCCCCAAACCCAUGGGCUUCAAGUUCUACCGCGACUCGUUCCGCUUCAUCGGCUUCCUCGCUGCCACUGCCGGCAUCGGCUUCACCUUCGCUGCGGUCAACUUUGUCAAGAUCGGCAUUGCGUGGCAUACGAUCGUCAUCCGCGCGCUCGAUCUGGUGACGGUGGUGGUGCCGCCUGCGCUGCCCGCGACCAUGUCCAUCGGUAUUUCGUUUGCUAUCAAUCGGCUGCGCAAGCUCGGCAUCUUCUGCAUCUCGCCCAACCGCGUCAUCAUCGGCGGCAAGGUCAACGUCUUCUGCUUCGACAAGACGGGCACGCUCACGGCGGAUGGACUCGACGUGCUCGGCACGCGCACCAUCGACGUCAAGGCCGGCCGUUUCAGCGAGCUGCACGAGACGGUCGACGAGAUGCCCGUGGGCGCGGGCGCCAAGAGCGACGCCGAUGCGCGCAAGAUGCCGCUGCUGUAUGCGCUCGCCACGUGCCACUCGCUCAAGGUGGUCGACGGCGAGGUGAUCGGCGACCCGCUCGAUGUCAAGAUGUUCGAGUACACCGGCUGGACGCUCGACGAGGGCAAGGAGCGCGCGGCCAAGGCGACCACCAAGAGUGGCACCGCCAAGAACGGCAAGUCCAAGCUCACCGAGCGCCCGCCUGCGCUCGUCCAGACCGUUGUGCGUCCGCCGGGCGGGCAGGCGUUUGAGGUGGAGGACGCGAUCAAGUCGGGCAGGCAUGCGCACUUCCUCGAGCUAGGUGUGCUGCGCACGUUCGAGUUUGUCUCGUCGCUGCGCCGCAUGAGCGUGAUCGUAAAGCGGCUCAAGUCGCCGUCGAUGGAGGUGUUUGUCAAGGGCGCGCCCGAGGUGAUGGCGGACAUCUGCGACAAGGACACGUUCCCGGCCGACUACGACGACCUGCUCUCGUACUACACCAAGCACGGCUACCGCGUGAUUGCGUGUGCCGGCAAGUCGAUGGCGGGCAUGAGCUGGAUCAAGGCGCAGCGCAUGCGCCGCGAGCACGCCGAGAGCGGACUGCGCUUCCUGGGCCUCAUCAUCUUUGAGAACAAGCUCAAGGAGGGCACGGCGCCGGCGAUCGACGUGCUGCGCCAGGCCAACAUCAUCACCAAGAUGGUCACGGGUGACAAUCCGCGUACGGCGAUCAGUGUGGCGCGCGAGUGCGGCAUGGUGGGACCGUCGGCGCACGUGUUUAUGCCGACGUUUGUGCACGGUGGCGAGCGGGAUGCGCGCGCGGUGAUCGACUGGUCGAGCGUCGACGACGACCGCAUCAAGCUCGACGCGUACCGGCUGCAGCCGCGCGAGGUGGAUCCGCACGUGCUCGAUCUGGAGGAGUUUGACUUCCACGACUACCAGCUCGCGCUGACCGGCGACGUGUUCCGCUGGAUGGUCGACUUUGCGCCCGUCGAGACGCUGCGACGCAUGCUCAUCAAGGGCACCAUCUUUGCACGCAUGUCGCCCGACGAAAAGCACGAGCUUAUCGAACGCCUCCAGGCGCUCGGCUACACGGUGGGCAUGUGCGGUGACGGUGCCAACGACUGCGGUGCACUCAAGGCUGCCGAUAUCGGCAUUUCGCUCAGCGAGGCCGAAGCGUCGGUCGCCGCGCCGUUUACGUCCAAUCGCGGCGAUAUUGGCUGUGUCAUUGACACGAUCAAGGAGGGUAGGGCGGCGCUGGUGACGAGCUUCGGCUGUUUCAGCUACAUUUGCCUCACGUCGCUGCUGCAGUUCUGCUCGGUGUUGCUUCUGUAUUCGUUUGGUGGCUCGCUGGGCGACGGCCAGUUCUUGGCCGUCGACUUUGGCGUGCUGACACUCAGUGUGUUCAGUGCGCGCACAGGGCCGUACUGA
This is a messenger RNA of Moesziomyces antarcticus, 4392 nucleotides long. RefSeq lists its product as uncharacterized. Gene Ontology annotation, molecular function: ATPase-coupled monoatomic cation transmembrane transporter activity; ATP hydrolysis activity; P-type ion transporter activity. The transcript has a single exon. Lineage: Eukaryota; Fungi; Basidiomycota; Ustilaginomycetes; Ustilaginales; Ustilaginaceae. The coding region runs from base 1 to 4392 and encodes 1463 amino acids. Gene Ontology annotation, biological process: intracellular calcium ion homeostasis. The record is from RefSeq and is a predicted model, not a curated record. Gene Ontology annotation, cellular component: membrane.